This is a messenger RNA of Carya illinoinensis, 3359 nucleotides long. Its product is annotated as probable LRR receptor-like serine/threonine-protein kinase At3g47570. Gene Ontology annotation, biological process: protein phosphorylation. Gene Ontology annotation, molecular function: ATP binding; protein binding; protein kinase activity. The record is from RefSeq and is a predicted model, not a curated record. NCBI's taxonomy places the organism in Eukaryota, Viridiplantae, Streptophyta, Magnoliopsida, Fagales, Juglandaceae. The coding region runs from base 178 to 3180 and encodes 1000 amino acids. The transcript has 4 exons.
UGCAAGACCCGUUUGACUUUUAUAAUAAUCUAUUCCCAUCCCAACUAAUAGCUAGGCCUUCCCUCUUUUUCUUUGUAUUUCAACAGAAGCGCUGAUUCUCCAUUUAUAAAUACAGUCUCCUACUUAUUUGCAAUAACAAUCAUUCAUAUCUCAAGUCUCAACCAACACUGCAACCUCAUGGAAAUUCCUUCCUCCUUGAUGUAUUUUAUGCUGUUGUUGGGGCACUGUUUCAUGGCUAGUUUAGCUGUACCGGCAGCUGCAAGAACCAACAUAAACACAGACCAAUCAGCUCUUCUUGCCCUCAAAGACUGCAUCACCGACGACCCUCACAAAUUCUUGGAAAGAAACUGGUCUACCUCUACCUCUGUUUGCAGCUGGGUUGGGGUCAUUUGCGAUGCCAACCACCAAAGAGUCAGAAACUUGAAUCUGUCCUACAUGGAUCUUACAGGAACCAUACCUCCACACUUGGGAAACCUUUCAUUUCUGUCUCGUUUAUCCUUCCGAAAGAACAACUUUAGUGGCUCUCUUCCCAACGAGUUGGGCUCGUUGCAUAGGUUGAGAAAUGUCAGCUUUGGCUCGAACAAUUUGCAGGGAGAGAUACCAUCCUGGUUGGGGUUCUUGCCUAAACUUCAAAUGUUGAAUCUGUAUGGAAACCGUUUCUCGGGAACCAUCCCAAAUUCUCUAUGCAACACGUCGUCACUGCAGAUUAUUAAUCUAAGUGAAAACAUGCUUUCAGGAGGGAUACCAAGAAGUUUGUCAAACUGUACUUCACUCAAGUAUCUUUUCUUAGGUAACAACGGCUUGAGAGGUGAAAUACCACCAGAGAUUGGGACUCUUCAAAAUUUAGAACAAUUGAGUGUCACUGCUAACAACUUAACUGGUCGCAUCCCAAAUAUAAUCUUCAAUGUCUCAACAAUUAAAGUCAUUGAACUCAGCUCGAACAAGCUUUCAGGCCAGCUUCCAGCUAGCAUAGGCCAUUGUCUUCCAAAUCUUGAGGAACUUUACCUAUGGGAUAACGAACUAAGGGAAAAAAUUCCCAGCAGCAUAUCAAAUGCUUCUAAGCUCACUGUACUCGAGCUGGCAGCAAACCGUUUCUCUGGCACUAUUCCUAAUACCCUCGGAAAUUUAAAGCAUCUGCGGGUGCUCAACUUAGCUGGCAAUUAUUUGACCAGAGAAUCUUCGACUCUAGAGUUGAGUUUUCUUUCGUCUUUGACAAACUGCAGAGAGUUGGAAAAGAUAAUGCUAGCAAAUAAUCCAUUGAAUGGUAGCCUUCCAGUUUCAAUGGGAAACUUCUCUACUUCUCUAACCUCUUUUUCUGCAUUUGAUUGCCAUAUCAAGGGCACCAUCCCAAAACAGAUUGGUAACUUGAGUGCCUUGAUUGUCCUACGCCUACAAAACAAUGAAUUGGCUGGGCCUAUUCCAACUGCAGUGGGAGGAAUGAGAGAGCUCCAAGGUUUGUAUCUUCAACGCAAUAGAUUGCAAGGAUCCAUCCCACCUUAUUUGUGUUACUUAGGGAAAUUGGAUGAAUUAUACUUGAGUAGUAAUGAGCUCUUUGGAUCCAUUCCAACUUGUUGGGGAAGUCUCACUUCACUUCGAAAGCUGUACUUAGAUUCCAACAAUCUGACAUCCACAAUACCCCCAUCCUUUUGGAGUCUUCAGGACAUACUGGAAGUAAACUUGUCUAUGAAUUCGCUAUGUGGCCAUCUGCCACAAGAUAUUGGAAAUUUGAAGGUGGUAACACAUAUAGACUUUUCGUGGAACCAAUUUUCAGGUGAGAUCCCGGCUGUGAUUGGAGGCCUGCAAAGUUUGAAAACCCUUUCCUUAGCGCAUAACAAAUUCCAGGGUCCUAUGCCUCAGUCAUUUGAUGGGUCAGUAAGUGCAGAAUUUUUGGAUUUUUCUGAUAACAACUUGUCAGGAAUGAUUCCCAAGUCCCUAGAGGCACUCAGGUACCUCAAAUACUUCAAUGCGUCUUUCAAUAAGUUACGAGGGGAAAUCCCAUCUGGAGGUGCUAUUGCUAACUUCUCGGCUAGAUCAUUCAUGGGGAAUGAAGCAUUAUGUGGUCCACCCCGCCUGAAAGUUCCACCGUGCAAAACUAGUACUGUUGGACGAUCAAAGACAACAGCUGCGGGUGUUCUAGUAUAUAUUCUACCACUACUGAUAGCAACAAUCCUUGUACCAGUCCUCGUACAUGCUUUGAUAAGAUGCAGAAGGAAGAAUGCAAAACUACCCAGUCAGGGAGACCUGUUAACUGUAGCAACGUGGAGAAGAAUUUCUUAUCUAGAACUCCAACGAGCAACUGAUGGCUUUAGCGAAAGUAACUUGGUAGGGAAAGGGAGUCUUGGCUCGGUGUACAAAGGGAUACUUUCAGACGGGAUUAGUGUUGCAGUGAAGGUUUUUAACUUGAAUCUACAAGGAGCAUUUAGAAGUUUUGAGGCCGAAUGUGAAGUAUUGUGCAGAAUUCGUCACAGGAAUGUGGUCAAAAUCAUCAGUAGCUGCAGUAACAUUGAUUUUAAAGCCUUGGUACUGGAGUACAUGCCCAACGGGAGCCUCAUGCAGUGGCUGUAUUCUCAUGACUUCUCUUUGGAUAUCCUACAGAGAUUGAACAUGAUGAUAGAUGUUGCAUCAUCAUUGGAAUAUCUCCAUCAUGGUUAUUCUGUUCCUGUCGUUCAUUGUGAUUUGAAGCCCAGCAACAUUCUUAUAAAUGAAGAUAUGAUUGCACAUGUUGGGGACUUCGGCAUUUCCAGAUUCUUGGGUGACGGAGAUUCCAUGACCCGAACCAUGACACUUGCCACUGUUGGUUAUAUGGCACCAGAGUAUGGAUCACAAGGGAUCAUUUCCACGAGUGGAGAUGUAUACAGUUAUGGCAUUUUGCUGAUGGAAACCUUCACAAGAAAGAAGCCCACGGACGAAAUGUUUGCCGGAGAAAUGAACCUAAAACGCUGGGUAAAAGAGUCACUGCCCCACGCAGUAAUCAAAGUUGCUGAUGCAAAUUUGCUACAAAGAGAAGACGAGCAUUUUGCUGCAAAGCAGGAGUGUAUAUUGUCCAUGAUGAAACUGGCCAUGGAUUGUUCAGAAGAAGCACCUGAAGAGAGGGUAAACAUGAGAGAUGUCAUAACAACACUCAAAAAGAUCAAAAUGAAUUUCCUAAAGGAUGUUGGACAGUUGAAGGCCGGGGCUUGAAAACAUGAAAUUUAUCUAUAGGUUCUAAUUCCUUGUUUGUACGUGCAUUUCCCAGUUAGUAAUUAAUUAGGCAAACUCCAUUAACAGAUCAGUGCGAAGAGGUCAAAGCAUGGAGGGAUCAAUGUGUCAUUCAUUUGCAAAUAUCUGCCUAAAUUAAUUAAUUAAUAUUUGCAAUUGCA